AUGGACGGUUAAUUUUUAUUGCCAUAACGUUGAACUGAUAUUUAUAUGGUCAACAGAAAAUAUGGAGAUUAAGAAUUGCCGAUAUAAUAAAGUUUUUUAUUUAAUGGAAGUUUUUUGAAAACCGCAGAAAAAAAAAAUAAACACAAAAGAUGCUCAAGACCAAAGAUUCAAAGCCAGCUGAAACAAAAUGGAAGCACAUGUUUGUGAUGGCUGUGAUGUCGACCUUUAUAUUUGCUGCCAUUUUCACCAUGAGACCUACCCUUAUCAUCCAUCCGGUGGUGGCCAUGGGAGUACUCCACAGAACCCGUUAUUUACAGGCCUCGGUCAUCAAGACCCACCCAGACCAUACCCUCACGGAAGAAGAAAUGUUACAAUCAACGAUCCUGAAUGAGAAAACCACAAACAGUACAGAAUAUUCGGAAUAUAUAGUCCCAUUAGCAAACCAAACAUUGUGCCAAAAGUAUCCAGACACAAACGAUUGGACGUUUCACUGCAGCGUGCCGUGUGAGGCAAUGAGACUUACUGGUAUCAAAACAACAAACAUUGAUGUGAUCAAGUCUUGCUCAAUGUUAGAGGAAAGUGUUACAUGGUCGCAAACAGCGAAUAGAACUUUGUUUCACGUACCAUUUCAAUCCCGGUGUUUAGAUAAUUUAAUCAGAGACUAUUGUCAAACAUCCACAACUGUGCCAAACAUAGCUCACUACGUAUGGUUCUCAAGAAAAGAAAUGAACUUUUAUCAUUUUUUGAGUUUCUUAAGCGUGCUGAAACACUUAAACCCAUGUCUAAUUUUAGUUCAUGGAGAUGUUCCCUAUGGGUUGUAUUGGGAAUACAUUAUGAUGAUUACUAAUAAUAUAAUAAAUGUAAAAAUGAAGCCACCUGCCACCAUAUUUGGUAAGAAGAUUGGGCGAAUAGAGCACCAGGCUGAUGUAGCUAGGCUUCUAAUCUUACAAGAAUAUGGAGGAAUAUACAUAGAUACAGAUGAAAUUAUAUUACGUUCCAUGGAGGAUUUAAUGAAUUAUUCCUUCACACUAAGUCACGCUGUUGACAACAAUUUAAGCAACGGACUUAUACUAUCGGAACCAAAUGCAACCUUUCUUUCGUACUGGUUGGAUGGGUAUAAAACUUACAACAAAGCACAGUGGGCCUAUCAUUCUACGAUUUUACCUCAUAAACUCUCUUUAAAGCAUCCAGAUUUAUUGCAUAUAGAAAAUAAAACAUUUGUUAGGCCAAAUUAUACUCAAUUAAAACUAUUAUUUCGAAAGAAUUUUAACUGGUCAAAGAAUUAUGGGAUUCAUCUGUAUAUACGUUUUUACAAAAGAAUGCAUACUUCCAUGGAUGUUAGACGUUUAAAUACGACUAUGGGGUCUGUAGCGAGAUACAUUUUGUAUGACACUAAAGAGCUUUGUUUUGAUGCAUAAUGUUUUAUCAAAAUGCUCAGAUAUUUCGCUUGCAUUUCAUAUCCUCUCGAACAGUAUUACUUUGAAUAUGAUAACUUAAGUUCCUCUAUUAAUUCUCCACAGUGAAAUUUUCCAGUAAUAACUUUUCCAAUUAAAAUUAAAAUGCUUGAUUUAUAGAAGAUUACUUUAUAAACUGGGUAUUUUUUUUUUUUGAAAGCAGCAAACCAGUUGCUAACUAGGAAUAAUAGUUGAAGAAUAUAAUCAAAACGAAAAUGAUUAAGUGAUAAAAGAUUUUGAAUACUGCAGUAAUAAGAAAAUUUGAAUUUAAUUUUGUUUUCAAAUCUGGAUUAAAUAUGUCAUACCAAGCUGUUUAUGGAUGAGAAAAGUAUAAAGUUUCUGUGAAGAUUAUACCUUUUUUUUAACCAUAAAAUGGUUAUUUCAUUUACAUGUACCUAUGACUGUCUCAGACAUUUCAGUACUGAGUUGCUCCAUACCUUGUUAAUUUUUGGAUCAGUAAUUUGUUUUCUUCUCCAGUUAACUUGCUUGUAAUAGUUUUGCAGCUUCACUUAUAAAAUAAUUUGUUCGUAAUGCACUUUGUGUUUGUAACAGAAAACUGAAGGAAAAUUAUCUUUGUUGGGCAUAACUUUUUUCUCAUUUUUUUUGUUGGUAUUUCGUGUGCAUAAUUUUUGUUUUACAUUUCAUCUGCUUCUGUUGCCAAAACGACUACAUAUGUUUUAACUUAUUUUGAAAGCCAUGUUUUUGUUUUAUUUAUUUAUUUCAUAAAUCUAUCCAAUUAUUAUGUAACG
Molecule: messenger RNA, 2203 nt
Organism: Saccostrea cuccullata (small rock oyster)
Lineage: Eukaryota; Metazoa; Mollusca; Bivalvia; Ostreida; Ostreidae
Exons: 3
Coding region: 150-1418 (422 amino acids)
Source: RefSeq, a predicted model, not a curated record